AUGUCUGCAGCACCGGCAGCAUCAACAUCUGCACGGCCUCUUGCCGUGCGCAAGGACGAUUCAGAUGCAGCAAGUGACUCGGAGGACGACGACUUUGCCCCGGAGCCAUCGGGCGCUCGCUCUCCCAAGGCUAGCCGCCAGUCUCGCCGCGCGCGUGGUUCGGACGACUCCUCGUCAGGAGAAGACUCGGAUGGCGAGGAAGACCCCGUCACCGCAGGAGCUGUCGAUGAGGAGGAGCUCGAGGCGCUUAAGCGUGAGCGGCAGGAGCUUGUUGCUGCAGCUGGAGGCGAGGACCGCCUAGGCAAACGCAGACGGCUUGCCAAGCACGACACGGCGGCUGCAGAAGCCUCUGCAUCGAAGGACGAAACGGACGCGCUGAAAGCCAAAGCAGAUGCAGAGUGGGAAGCCAUGAAAGCGUCUGAAACCAAGAGCCCCGCCGCUGCAUCGGACAGUUCUACACAAGGAGCGCUAGCAGCAACGGCGGGCGAGGAGAUGGUCGCGGUGCCAACGACAUUUACGUUCGCCGGCGAAGUGCAGGCAUCCACACGCCUCCUUCCGCGCACGCAUCCGGACGCCAUUGCCUACCUGAGCCAAUCUGCAUCCAAGUCUCCAGUGUCACCUGCUUCUAUACCAGCUGCACGACCAGCCGCCGGUCCACGACGCAAGAAAACCUCGUCGCUCGCCACGCUCUCGGCCGCCGCGACGGCGAAACCGACCAAGCUGAACACGCUCGAGAAAAGCAAGCUCGACUGGGACAGCUUCAAGCACGACCGCACCGCCAUGUCGCAGCAGGAGCGAGACCAGCUGGACGCCCAGACCACCGGCGGAUCAAGAGGGUUGGGUGAUAUGAAGGGGUACCUUGACCGAAGGGACUUUUUGGACCGUGUGCACGAGCGGACGUCCAAGCCGUGA
This is a messenger RNA of Moesziomyces aphidis, 912 nucleotides long. Lineage: Eukaryota; Fungi; Basidiomycota; Ustilaginomycetes; Ustilaginales; Ustilaginaceae. The record is from the annotation of a GenBank genome assembly.